AUGUCAAAAACUACUGGUAAUAAUAAUAAUCGAAUUAGUGCAUUAAAACGUCUUAGUAGUAAAUCAUCUCCAAUAAAUAAUAAUAUUAAUCGUCGUCAAUUAAUUGGAACAAAAAAUUCAUUAGUACAAGAUGCACGAGAAUUAUUAAUUAAUCGAAAUCAAUCAUCAUCAUCAUCAUUUGAUGCUAGACAAUUAUUAAGUCGACAAUCAUCAAAAACAUUAACAAAUACAAUUGUACGAAAAAAUCUUUUACAAAAUAAACAAGAAAUUGAUAAUAAUAAUGGAAAAAUGGUUGUUGUUACUGGACUUAAAGAUAUGAAAAUGAAAGAUGGACGACUCAUUCCAACAGCAACAACCAGUAGUAUUGAAAUUGAAAAAAAGAAAAAAAUUUUUGCUGUUGGACCAUCUACAUUUGUUACUAUUCGUAAUAAUAGUAAUUCAAAUAGCAAUUCGACUCAAUCAACGGAAAAAUUUUCUUUUACUAAAACAAUUACAAAUCCAUCUGUUCGUAUUGAAAAUGAUAUUCGUUCUUCUCAAACUACAACUACUCUUUCAUCUUUAUCUGAUCAAAAAGUUGUUAUUAGUUUUGUUAAUGAUCAAUAUCAAAAAAUUCCUAAACCAUCACAACCCACAAUAAGUUCAUCAUCAUCAUCACCAUCACCAUCCAUCCAGCAACAUCAUCCACCUCCAAUGAUUAAACGUUUACAUGAUGCUUCUAUUCAAACAACAUCAUCAUCCUCAUCUCGAUCACCUAUUCGGAUGAGUUCUCAUCGACGUCAUACUAGUACUACAAUAGAUGAUGAAGAUCGUAUAAGUUAUCAAUCAAUUAAUGAUGAUCUUUAUGAACCUCCAGUGAAACGUACAGCUUCGUCCACACGAAAAACAACAACAACAACAACAACAACAGCAGAUAAAGAACAACAAGGUUUAUCGACUGUAGCAUCUACAGGUUCUGUUAAACGAACAUCAACAGGUGUACCAAUCAGUUCAAGAAUAACAUCUAAUACCUCGACAGUAUCAAAACCAAUAUCAACAACACAAUCAAUUUCAAUACCGGGAACAAUAUUAGUCACAAAUCUUCAACCAUCUGUUACAGAAGAAGAUGUUAUUGAAUUAUUUAGUGAAAUUGGUCGUAUAAAUGAAAUAACAACAUUAAGUCAAGGUUGUGUUCAAAUUAUUUAUACUAAACGUGAACAUGCUGAACAAGCGGUUACUAAAUAUCAUAAUCGUUUAUUAGAUGGACAAUUUAUGUAUGUUAGUCUUCAACAAUCAUCAUCUUAUUCAAAAAUAACAAACAAUAUUCAACCAUCAGCAAAAGAAAAUGGAACAUCGAUUAGUUCUUCAUCAAUAACUACUGAUCAACCAUUAAAAUUAAAUUCAACAAAUAAUACUACAAAUAAAAUUACUAUUGAUCCAGCAUUUAUCCGUCAAGCACUUUUUCAUCCGUCGAAUAAUACAACAAAUCCUGUACAAUUUCAAGUUAAACUCUAA
This is a messenger RNA of Rotaria sordida, 1491 nucleotides long. The record is from the annotation of a GenBank genome assembly. Lineage: Eukaryota; Metazoa; Rotifera; Eurotatoria; Philodinida; Philodinidae.